Molecule: messenger RNA, 2763 nt
Organism: Kockovaella imperatae
Lineage: Eukaryota; Fungi; Basidiomycota; Tremellomycetes; Tremellales; Cuniculitremaceae
Product: RNA polymerase I-specific transcription initiation factor RRN3
Exons: 4
Coding region: 100-2673 (857 amino acids)
Biological process (GO): transcription initiation at RNA polymerase I promoter
Cellular component (GO): nucleus
Molecular function (GO): RNA polymerase I general transcription initiation factor activity; RNA polymerase I core binding
Source: RefSeq, a predicted model, not a curated record
AUCCACUUUUCUUGCUCGCGCGACCACCACCUCGACAGUUCAACUGAACGAUAUACCUGAUGAGAACCCUGGUUACUCUCUAGAAGAGACUCGGCGUCAAUGGCUUUGCCGUUCUCUGCCAGUACUCCGACUCUCAUGUCCAAGUCUUCGCGACCAGGUCCUUCUCGAUCCAAAACAUCUUCACUCCAGCCCAUCGUUACAAUGACAUCGUCCAAUGAUGUCCAGCAUCUCCCUUCAUCACGAUCAACGUCUCUUUUGGGCAAGAAGAGGCCUAGAGAGUCCGAUGGAGAUGUCAAAACGACAUUCCGGAGGACCAAAUCAGUCGACACCAAUGUCUUCAUCAAGAAUAGAAGUGAUAAGGAUCGAGAUCGAGCAGCUUUCCAAAAGAGCUUGAUCGCCGUCUUCGUACCUAAUGCCUUGAAAGAGUCCCUGACGGGAACUAUGUCAAACUACAAUGAUCUCGUAUCACAUUUCCAGCUACCCUCAGCAUCUUCUUCGACAACGUCACAUCCUCUUCCACCCAUGUUACCCCUAUUACGAGGUCUUUCCGCCCAUGUCAAUCUGUUGACACCUGAUGUUCAUGGAGCGCUUGUAUCGGCCAUUCUGUCGCUUCCAUGGGCUACUGGGGAUGAAAAGUUUGUCAAGGCUUUCAUAGGCUUCUCUGGCGUCCUCGUCAGUUCUCAACCGGCAUGGGCGAAAGAAGUCGCCAACAUGGCCGUUAAAGGUCUUGCAUGGCAACCCGUCAUGACCCCUGCUGGGCCUGGGCCAAUGACGCGACGACUAUUUCACGCUCGAUAUCAUCUCCUUCUCUCCCAUCUCCUGUCUCUCAUGCCUACCCUUCCUACGGUUUUGCAACCGCUGUUGGUCCGACACUUUCCUCAUCGGCGGGAGCCAGAGGUGGCGCAGACGACUUGGGUCAGAAAUUCUUGCGAGCUCAUCGGAUACUGCCCAGAGGUCGGACAAAGAGUCUGGGGAGAGAUAGUGGAUCGAAUGCUGAGGAUUGAUCUAGAGAUCACCAACAUAUUGGAUGAAGUCGACGACGAUGACGAUGACGACGACGACGAUAACGAAGAAGAUGAUUUGAAUGGCGACGAGAAUGCUGUGAACAGCAUGUCUUUCUCAACGUCUCUCGACCCAUUCGACCUCCCUAUCUCACAGGAUGUGCAUCGGCCGGAGGACGAGAUCAGGGACGACUCAGAUGAUGAGAGCGAAGUGGACAUCGAGGAUAUGUCUUCUGUCGACGGAGAUAACUCGGAGGAAGACGAAAAGGCCAUCAACGAGGCCAAGAUCCAGGCUGAUCGUGAGAAGCGGAGGGCAGCGGUCAAGUCGAUGAGGCUGAAGUUGGACGGAAUGCUCUUUUACUUUUUCGAACAUUUGCUAGAAAGUAUGGGCAGCGGUCACGGAACGACAGCGGCAGAAAUGGCCGCUAAGAACCUCGAGUCCAAGAUCUCGAGCUCUGGCAUGUCAACGCCCACUACCGAGAAUCCCAAUCCCCUCGCCUCUGCUCUGGCAACACGUCGAGCUUCUCCUACGCCCGGUCAAUCUUUGGCUCAUUUUCAAACGCUGCUCACUCUGUUCACGCGACAGAUUUUGCCAACGUCUUCCACUCAACAUAUCCCUUUCCUCCUAUUCAUCACCUCUUCCCUUUCACUCUCCCACACCGAGCUCUUCCUUGGUCUUUUGGUCUCUCAAGCUCUCUACGCUACAUCCACGUCGCGACCUACUGCUGGAGCUCAGGCCGUUCCCAUGACGCUUCGGAUCGCCUCGGCAGUAUACAUCGGUUCAGUGGUCUGCCGAGCCAGAUUUGUCUCGGACGAACAAGCUCGACAAGUCAUGACGUAUCUCCUCGCCUACAUCGAUGGCAAGAUGCAUCAGACGAAGCCGGACGAACUUCAACUCUUUUACGCAGUCUGUCAAGCUGCCAUGUUGAUCUUUUGUUUCCGUUGGCGAGCGUUCCAGAAGGACGCCGUGGAGACGGAUGUCGCCAUUGUCGGCGAGCUGGAGAUUGAGGGAGAAAGCCUGGAAGGAGAUGGGAAGUGGAUGGCAGAUCUGGACAUCUUGCAGCGUGUCAUUACAUCGGAUCUCAAUCCGCUUUUAGGCUGCAAUUCGACGAUCGUUUCGACAUUUGCGCAAGUCGCUCAUCAGACCAAUUUUGCCUACUGUUUCUCCAUUAUGGAAGCGAAUCAGCAGUCAUCUUCGCGUCAAGUACCUUCAUCGUCGUCCCUUAACAACAUGGCUAAGCCUGGUCAUCCAAGCCGACAAUCAUCCAUGUCAUCAUCCAUCAGCUCUAUUCACCAGGCCAAAUCGGCUCGACAGGCAAAUAUUGAAGCUGGACUGGACUCGUAUUUCCCCUUCGACCCAUUCACUCUACCUAGAUCGAAACGGUUCAUCGAGCACUUGUAUCGAACGUGGAGUGAAGUGGCUAUCGAUGCAGACGAAUCGGACGAUGACGACGACGAUGAUGAUGAUGACGUCAAGAAUGCUUUGACGAGUGAAGCGGAUUCAGAGUCGGCCCUUGGGACUUUGCCAAGCUCGGUCGACAUGGUCGGUACAUCCAUGUCAUUCGGUGCGUCUCUGCCAAAGAGCAAGAGAAAGGGGAUGUUUGAUAGGGAUUAUGGUUUGAGUUCGAGCUUGGAGGGUAUGAGCAUCUCUCCCAAUAUCAGGAGGAGAUAGGGCUGGGUUGUAUGUACCAAUAAUUUUCGGUUGUCUGCUGUGGAGGCUCAUCAUCCCUGUUGUUCAUUAUACAUGCAUCUUGACAUGCGA